Messenger RNA from Scaptodrosophila lebanonensis, 1240 nucleotides. Its product is annotated as J domain-containing protein CG6693-like. The transcript has 3 exons. Gene Ontology annotation, molecular function: heat shock protein binding. Gene Ontology annotation, cellular component: nucleus; cytoplasm. Lineage: Eukaryota; Metazoa; Arthropoda; Insecta; Diptera; Drosophilidae. The record is from RefSeq and is a predicted model, not a curated record. The coding region runs from base 340 to 969 and encodes 209 amino acids.
GCACUUCCGUGGAACUUAAUUUCCAGCAAAAUCAACGCAGGCUGCUCAACUGAAAAAAAUCCAAGCCAUGCAAUCCCGUUACCGUAACUCAUACCACAUAACUUGACCAAGACAGCAGCCUCCCCACCAACAAAAACUAAGGAUCAACUUCACUUGCAAAACGAAUAGGAAAACAAAAUAUCACUCAUAAAAGGGCCACUCGUUUCGCAUAAAAAUCAACUUCUAACCCGCAACCAUCAACCCACAGAGAAAAGUACAAAGGCGGCUUAGUGAACCAGUCGGGAAUGCAUUAAGAGAACAGUUUGCUGAGCAAUCCAGUUGACAUGGACAAGGCCUGAAAUGUCUACAUUGGAUUUGUGUGAAAAGUACUUCCAAACACGCGACAUAUACAAGCUUUUGGAUCUGCAAAAAGACGCCCAGAUGAAUGAAAUAAAGAAAUCCUAUCACAAGAUGUCCUUGCUUGUACAUCCCGAUCGGGUGCACGAGAGUCAAAAAGCUGAAGCCACCACUAAAUUUCAGGUGCUCUCGAGAAUCUAUCAAGUUUUGACCGACGACACCAAACGCGCGCUUUACGACAAGAAGGGUAUUAUCGAUAGGGAAGGAGACGAUGACAGCGACAAGGACGCCACUUUCAAAGGCAAAGUUGUUAAACUUGACGCCUUUCUUGAUGAAUGGCGCAAAACAUUCCACCCGUUCCUAUACCACAAAAGCAAGUACGUUGGAUCAGUUGCUGAGCGCGAUGCCAUCAAAAAGGCUUACCUGGAUGGCAGGGGCUCCAUUAAAUACAUAAUCAAAAAUACUCCGUUCCUGGAUGCUAACGAUGGACCGCGGGUUCACAAGGUUGUUUGCAAAAUGAUUCAAGAAAAACUGAUUCCGCCACCAUCCCAUUUCACCGGAGAACCGCCUCAAAUGCGUGCCAAGCCAAACAAUGCUGGGGAGGAGCGUAACGAGAAUCCCAAAGCACAGUAGCACCAGUUGACCAUUGCUUGAAGAUUUAUAUGGGCCUGGCUAUCAACGCGCUCUGAAACAAGGAUCCUGUAGGGGAUCCUGUUAAAAACCACAAGCCUUAAGCCUGAUUUAACUGCACUAAUUUUAUUCGAUUCGAAGUUCUUAUGCUGCACUAGCUUCAGAGACAGAUUUUUUAAUAAAUAAUAUGCUUGUAAAUGUAUUAAAUCGUGGUCUAUAACGACCUUUAAUUGUCUGGUCUUACAAAAUAUAGUCGACACAAUUUUUAGGGUGA